AUGAAUAUUCCGCUGCAGUCGGCAACGACUUGGAAAGCUGUGGUGACGGUUCUUCAGUUGUUAGCUAUUGCGAUUACUGCUUUACGGCUCUUCCUGCGACAUCGAAGGCAGACGUUAUGGGUGGACGAUAUCACAGUGGCUUUGGCGCUUGUCAUGGAAUUAGUUGGUAUGAUCGUUAUGUGGUUCGUCUAUGUCCAAGACGACAAUUCUACGGUGAAAGGCAGAGUUGCGUUAUAUUGGUUUGCAUCGAUCGCGUGGAUAACCACCUUAUGGCUCACUCGUAUCACCAUGAUUUUAUCUAUAACACGGAUAUUCCCUGACUGGGGAACUAUUCGAAGGAAUUGCAGAGGGAUUGCUAUAUCCUUCGGUAUAUUCUACAUUGGAUUUAUCUGCUGGUUAUGCACGAGUGCUUGCGUCCCAUCUUCCAGUGAUGCGAUGACGUCCCGGACGGACAUUUUGGAUUGCAGUAACGAAAGACAUUUUCUGGUUAUUGCUAGUUUCUCUGCCGACAUAUUUUCUUGUUGCGUACUGGUUCUCUAUCCCAUGUUCAUUCUUUUCGUCCUUCCUCUCUCUCGUGGCCAGUAUAAACUUGUAAUGGGCCUUUUAAUUGCCUUCACACUCGUUCUUCUUUCCUCGAUCGUCUUUGGGGUAUUUUCAUAUAGUCCCAACAUCGACGGCCCUGGCCAACCAUUUGUAACCGGAAUGCUGUCCCAAUUGGAGGCCGUUUUAUCGCUACUUUCCUGCAACGUGGUUGCUUUUACGUCCUAUUUAUUUAGGAAUGGCUCUGGCGCCGAUGCAACGGAUGAUAGGAUUGAAUGGAAGAAGCCAGCAUCACCAACGAGAUAA
Molecule: messenger RNA, 846 nt
Organism: Psilocybe cubensis
Lineage: Eukaryota; Fungi; Basidiomycota; Agaricomycetes; Agaricales; Agrocybaceae
Exons: 7
Coding region: 1-846 (281 amino acids)
Source: RefSeq, a predicted model, not a curated record